AUGACAGAAGAAAUAAAUGAUAUUAGAUCUGAAUUAAACGAAGAUGAAUUUGAAAAGUUAGAAAAUUUACUUGAAGAUGUUGCCAGUAAAAAUAAUUUGAGUGUUUUGAAUGUUAAACACAUUCUAAAAUGUCUUAUAACUGAUGAUAAAGUGAAAAAGUUUUUAAAAAAAUAUAUUAAUGAAGAUGAAGAAUGUACCUCUGAUAAUUAUUUCUCAAAUUUAACAAUUCACAUUGAAAAAUCUGAAUAUAAAAAUAAAAUUUUAAAUAUUGUCAAGCAUAUUUGUGAUAGUGAUUUUCAGCCCAGAAUAACAAGAUUAAAAAUGAGGGAAUUAAAAAAUAAAGGAGCACUCUGCUCUUCUAUGUGGCCCAUUUCACCACCAAAUUUACAUAAACCUGUUGUUAUACCACAUUAUCAAAAUGAAAUUAAUAAUCAUAACACUCUAAAUGAAAAUAAAGAUAAUGUUGAUGUCAUUAAAUUUGGGGAUGUUGACUAUCCAUCUGAAGAUGAAAGUGAUAUAGAUUUCCACUGUGAAAAAACUAUGUUUGAUGAUAUAUUGAAUAUUGACAAAAUUACUAAACAUGCUAUAGUGGAGACUGAGAAAAUAGAGACUAAUGAUGAGAAUAUUAUUAUGAAUAAUUCUAUCGUAACAGCCAAAGGAUUUGCUGAUUCUGAUUGGUCUGAAUACUCUGAUCAAUCGCAUGAAGCCAUAACAGAUGAUUAUGAUAAUAUGAUUGAAGAAUUGUUUAUCCAGGAUGUUAAAGUUGAUCAAAAUCUACCACCUAAGAGAAGAACUUCCAACAAAUAUCGCACCUCUCAAAUUGAUGCCAUUAAUACAUCGACGGAAACUGUAGUCGGCAUGUCGCUUGACCAAACCAUGGUCUCAAAAACAAGCAAUUCAAUAACCGAAUUGAUUGGUCUUGAAGGAAAUAGUAUCAACAAAUCGGCGGACACCACAUUGUUAGAGAACAGCGAAGUUAGCAAGUUCUUCAGUAACUUUGGUCAUGAGUUGUCCUGCGAAAGUAGUGAUAGAAACGAGGAAAGGGCAGAUGAAGAUUACGAUCUUAUUGCAGAACUGGAAGAUUACAUGGAGGAUCCGGAAGAAACGAGGAACGAUAGAACUACGGUAGUUUCAAGGAAAGAGCUCAACAGGCUCUGGAACGAGUUAUUCCAAGAUGUCGACGCCGUCCUUACAAAAAAAGAUGGAGCCGUUCAAUCAUCGUUGGCGGAAGUGAAUAAUCAAUUAACAACAGAUCUAUCUGUCGAAAAUAGUAAGGCCGAAAAACCAGUGUAUACAUUGAACGAGAUUGAAAUCAGUCAAUUGAAAGAUCAGAUGAGAAAACACGUUCAAUUGCUGACUCAAACUUACCUACUGAGCUGUGAAAGUCAAUGUAUUUACCCGAUCAAGGAAGUGGCGAGAACAUUCAUAAAAGAAUUGGAUAAAUUUUCCAAGGCUUCAUUGGUCACCGAGUCGAAUUCUUUGUUUAACCCGAUUAAUCUGCAUCAUGCCAUGGAAAUUAUCAAGACAGAUUCUGAUAGAGUUGCGAUUAAAUAUCACCAGCCCAAGGACCAAAGUGAUUCAAACAGAAGGAAGAAACCGAUCAGUCUGGAAACGAUGCAGGAAAUGGCCCAUUGCCAAGCUCUUAUAUAUCCUGAACUAUUGCCUACCAUUGCCUUCAAAAAACAGACAUUGGAUCUUUCUAAAAGUUAUUUUUGCUUUUUAAGCAAAGUGGAUCACAAGUAUUUCGACGUUUUCAAGAUGAAGACAAAUAAGCUGAAGAGGUUCAAAGAUUCCGAAGUAUCAUAUAGUUCUCAGCACGAUAUGCGCGCGGUUAUAGCCCCAUCUAGAACCAAGUUUUUAGGUUGCGAGGAAACUCUCUUGACCCUGGCCUUAAGUUAUUGGGUCAAGCCCAUCACUUGCCCCGAUGAUUCCAUAGGUGACUCGAAAAUUUCGAAAGAUGACGUUAUAGCCAUCACGGGAAAUGAAAUUACAGUCGAACGUAUGCAGUUUAUCGAAAGCAUAGUGCCGAUCACUCAUCGUAAUAAAAAUACCGAUUCCCCAAGCUCCACCAUAUCCAACUCCAAUGACGAUGCCUAUGGAAAUUCCGGCAAAUGUCACUGGAACCGAUAUUACCAGGCAAUUCACGAUUUGGUGAUGCCAUGCAAAUCUUGCCGAAGCAUAUUGGGCAGAGUUGAGAGAGAGGCCAAGACUUUAUUGGAAAAAUUUAGGAAUAUUCAGAAAAAUGGGAAAGUCGUACUCGAUAACGAAUUUAUGAGAGCCGGGGGUCCUAUAAGAAUUUAUUUGCUUACUGGUAGGAUUCCUAACAUAACUCGGUAUGUGUAUAACAUCGAUCCAUCUUUACUCUCUAAUCCGUGGGGCAUGUUGGAACGGGAGGACAUCAGAUGCCUUUGUAAACCAUAUUUACCUAAAUGGUUGAUCAAAUAUUAUGGCGAUUUCCAAAAGGUAAAUACGCUACUUGAUGAUAGUGUUAAAAGCGAGAUUGCUUUAACAUCCGUCAGGAAUUACGAAGAUUUGCAAUUCUCUUUCACCAUGAAGGAAGGGGAUAAACUCUUAACUCUCGAUGUUAAGAGUAAUAAACCAGAAACGGAAGAAUUCGAUCGAACCACUGAGAAAAAUGGUCCAAUCACGAAUUUCGGUUAUGGUACCAUUUUGGGUGACGAUAGUCAUAUGAGCGAACAUAGCAAAAACGCGAGUUUCGAAAAAACGGGCCGAAAUAAUGUAAAUUAUGUUGACCCUCGUGACCAGGAAAAUGAGCCAUCGUCAGCGAUAAUACCCGGCGGCCUUAACAAGCGUCAACUCGGAUUGUGCAGGUCUAUACGACUCAAGUACAAGCGAUUUAGAUCGUCUCGCUUCCUUAAUAGACCCGAUUUCAUCGAAAGUGACGAUAAUACGGAUCAUCCUGAUCAAAUAACGUCGGAUAACUUGAGCGAGAAAACCAAUACCGCCAUGACUCGGGACAAAAAUGAGAUUGGUAUUGAAGAAUCGUGUGUGAUAGCGGAGGUUGAGGGCCACCGAUUGGCCAAUAAUGAGUUACCCAGACAAUUGCGGAGUCGUAAAAUCGAACACCUAAUAACGGAUUCCAUCAAAUCUUCAAAUAUACCCUCGACCAAGAUCCUUUCCUCUAAUAUUCGCCGGAGAUUUAAUGAAAAUUCGCGUCAAAGCAUGGCCAAAGAUUCUACCAGGACCACCAAACGCAAUCUCGAUUUCGUCAGUUGUAAAAAGGGCCCCACUUCCGAUUUGGACCAGCUUUUCAAGGCCUCCAGCACGGUCGGAUUUUUGCCCAAAGGUUUGAGCGGCGUCAAAUUCAGGAGACUCAACAGAACGAGGAAAGAACUGGAACAAACAUUAUCAUUGCUAAGCCAGGAGAACAUGACUCAUCAAGAUACCAUCAAUAAAAGAGACAAUGAAAUGGCGAUAGCCAGAUGUUUCCUGAGUCAAGCCAAAAAAAAUUUGAGUCCAGAGGUAUAUAAAGUCUUCCUCGACGCUAUAAUAUCCAACCCGAAUGUAAACGAUCUACCUAGCUAUUUGGAGCUUUACAACAAAAUGUCUACCAUCCUGAAAGAUAAACCAGACCUGCUUUCUAUAUUCGCCAUUUUUAUUCCUCUUGAGACCUUUUUCAGGGAAGAUCAAAACUGCCUUCCCAAAAAUACAAACGAGUGUGACGCAAUGUAUCAUAAUUUGACCUUUGAUAAAAUUCGAACAUUCUUAAGGAGAUUGGAGGUAUACCUAAUCAAAACUCCUAAUUAUUACAGAAAAAUCAUCCGGAGAUUAAACUUGUGGAGACUAUCUUCCGGUACCCUAAAAGAGCUUCACAGUAUUUUAUCCGCGAGUUGUAAAUCCAACAAUUUCCUCAGUCAGAGCUUUAAUAAGAUAUUCUACGAUUUUCCGCUUCCAUUAUCACAUUUUAAUCUCGAAGAUUUCGAAGAAAUCGAUUUGACCUCUCUUAAGAAACCUAGUCUUCCCCUUAAAAAUGACCAAAUUCUCGUAGCGUUUAACCCCGAAAACAUGGAUGAUCGGGAUUGCGAUACAAAUCCACAAUGCUACGAUUCGGACCCCGAUUUUGAAACUAUAUCCAUUGUGAGACUCCCCGCUAAAACUGGCACCAAGCGACGUAUCCCCCAAUCGAAAAGACCUUCCAAUCGCUCCAGUAACCUUCCUUAUAAAUUUAAUACGGGCGUGAGUAUCGCUAAAAGGAACGCUGACAUUGAUUGCGACAAUAAUCGAAAAGAAGUUGGGAGCGGAAAAACCAAUCCAGCGGACAAUAAAAUGGCAUCCAAAGCAAAGAUCCUAAAACUUUCCUCUCUUAAAUCAUCUUUCGGCACUGAAAAAAUUGGCGGCGACGACGACCGUAAGAUUAGAAUCUAUCCUCUUCAAGGUGGUGUCAGCCGUCCUUACACCCAGGAUUCUUCCUCUCUCGCAAAAUCUCCCGACUCGUCUUUGCCCAAAGUUAUUAAAGUUGAUUUAAGUGGCCUGAAGCCUAGCGUGAAGCGAACUCCGAAAGAGGACGCUGGCGUCAAAAUAAAUAUUUACUCGCCUCGAGUACUCAACGAUCAAAAAACAGUAAACCACCAGUUUUUGAACUUGGAGAAUACUAACAAAACCCGCGAUCUAUCAAAUCUUCCUCCCAACCCUGGGAUCAAUCCGAUUGCUUCCAACUUUCAGAUGGAAUAUUCAAAAUUUAAAGAGAAUACGAUGGAUCUCGAAGAUAGCUACGAUCCAUUUUGUUCAAACCAAAAGUCCAUUUUAAAAUUCAAAUUUGCCGCUCCUUAUUGUGAUUACGAAAAAUUGGGUAUUACACAAAAUUUUAAUCAAACUAAACCUGACCAUCACCACAUCGGAUCUCAUCAAAUUCACGGAAAGAAGGAAAGCGCUGCGGACCUAUCAUUGGUAUGGACGAAAGAGAUGGAUAAAUUUCUAUUGUUGCAAUACAAACACUUUCGAGCUAGCGAAAUUGUCGGGAAAAGUGUGCAAAAUCAUACGUCCCAUACGAAUUUUUACCAGACUUUAGCUCAAGCAUUUUCUCGAGAAUUCCAUGUCACGUUAAAAUCUCAUCAAAUAGAUGACAGGAUUAAACAUUUGGCAGAUUUACUCGCAAAUUUUUGAUUUUAAAACAAAAAAUACUUACAUAAUAUAUUUUAAAUUUAUUAAAACUUUUUAU
Molecule: messenger RNA, 5179 nt
Organism: Gordionus sp. m RMFG-2023
Lineage: Eukaryota; Metazoa; Nematomorpha; Gordioida; Chordodea; Parachordodidae
Exons: 20
Coding region: 1-5124 (1707 amino acids)
Biological process (GO): regulation of DNA-templated transcription
Cellular component (GO): nucleus
Molecular function (GO): transcription coregulator activity
Source: RefSeq, a predicted model, not a curated record